GUCAGUUCGACUCCGGUUCUGGUGCGGGUACUGGGAGAGUAAAGGUCAGUUCUCGGUUAAACAGCGCUGUAGGGCCGGUAAUGCGGGAGGAUACAGGGUGUACCGACUGACCUCUGGAGCAUUUCCGUCUAAAUGAAGUUUUCGUGGUUCCUGGUGUGGAAUACUCAGCCGUAGUUGGUGCGACUGGGCUGUAAAUUCCUCAACUAACGUCCGGGGAUUGAUGAGCACUGACACGGAGAGACAAACCGGUUUUACGGAGUGCUAUUUCAGUACAAAAUGUGCGACUUUCACGCCUGUAGAACACAUUAAGCGUCCCCGUGAACCUGUGGAUCACUUCCUACAGUAACGCUGCGAGUAGAACUUCAGACCAGAACUUUGAGGCGACCGUUGACUUUGACAUGAACGACGGUUACAUUUCCGAUAAAUUUCAAUUUUUUGGAUUCUAAUGCGCGAGCGGCUCUAGAAGCUUCUGUUCGGACUCCGCGCCGCGCUCGUGCUCGCGCUCGUGCUCGUGCUGCUCCACAGGUCUGCAAGUUCUCCCUGAUUAAGUGGCUCCGGACGAACCAUGUCUAACAUCUCAGCGACCGAGAAAGUGGACGGCUUCACCCGCAAAUCGGUGCGCAAGGCGCAGAGGCAGCGGAAGUCUUCGAGCUCGUCCCGGUUUCGGAGCAACAGUUUGUCGGAGGAGCUGUCAGCACUGCCGUCGCUCAGAGAUGCUACCUCCACAGAGCAGCAGGACUUGUUUGUGCAGAAGCUGCAGCAGUGCUGCAUGUUGUUCGAUUUCUACGACUCGGUCACCGAUCUGAAGAGUAAAGAGGUGAAGAGGGCCACGCUCAACGAGCUGGUGGACUACGUGUCUAUCAACAGGGGCGUGCUGGUGGAGUCCAUCUACCCCGACAUCAUCAACAUGAUCAACGUCAACUUGUUCAGGACUCUGCCUCCGAGUGAAAACCCCAAUUUCGAUCCUGAGGAGGACGAACCCACACUGGAGGCCUCAUGGCCGCACAUUCAGCUGGUGUACGAGUUUCUUCUGCGUUUCCUGGAGAACCCAGACUUUCAGCCGAGCACUGCCAAACGCUACAUCGACCAGAAGUUUGUGAUGCAGCUGUUGGAGCUGUUUGAUAGUGAAGACCCCCGGGAGCGAGACAUCCUGAAGACCAUCCUGCAUCGCAUCUACGGCAAAUUUCUGGGUCUGCGAGCCUUCAUCCGCAAACAAAUCAACAACAUUUUCUUACGGUUCAUUUACGAGACUGACCACUUCAACGGAGUGGCUGAACUUCUGGAGAUUCUAGGCAGCAUCAUUAAUGGAUUUGCUCUGCCGCUGAAAACCGAGCACAAGCAGUUCCUGAUGAAGGUGCUGAUCCCCAUGCACACUGCUAAAAGCCUCGCCCUGUUCCACGCUCAGUUGGCCUACUGUGUGGUUCAGUUCCUGGAGAAGGACCCUACACUCACAGAGCCGGUGAUCCGGGGACUUCUGAAAUACUGGCCCAAAACCUGCAGCCAGAAAGAGGUGAUGUUCCUGGGUGAACUGGAGGAGAUCCUGGACGUGAUCGAGCCCACGCAGUUCAAGAAGAUUCAGGAGCCUCUGUUUAAACAGAUCUCUCGGUGUGUGGCGAGCCCUCAGUUUCAGGUAGCAGAACGAGCACUGUACUUCUGGAACAACGAGUACAUCCUGAGUCUGAUGGAGGAAAACAUCGACAAGGUCCUGCCCAUCAUGUUCGGCAACCUGUAUCGGAUCUCCAAAGAGCACUGGAACCAGACGAUUGUAUCUCUGGUGUACAACGUGCUGAAGUCUCUGAUGGAAAUGAACACCAAACUGUUUGAUGAACUCACGACCACUUACAAAACUGAAAGACAAAGAGAGUUGAAAAAGGGGCAGGAGAGGGAGGAACUGUGGAGAAAACUGGACGCACUGAAGAUCUCCAAAUCUCAGAACAACAGCCACGGCCUUUCAAACUCCAUAAACACAAACAACAACAACAACAAUCUGGGGGACCGGGACAGUGUAGCCGUCAGCUCUUCACACAGUGUACACACACACACUCACACACACAGUACUCCGUGCAGCGAAUGAUCCUGCCAUGGACAGCGUCUCCACUCACACCAGCGUUCUGUCCCUGACUCCAGACGUCCCAGACUUUUUCAAUUCUACCUGUAUCUGUUUUUAAUGGGACGUUCGGUGGUUAUGCACUCUAAUGAACCAGGUGGGCGUGUGCUCAAAUCUCUUAUACUGUCACAUUCUGAGUGAAACCACUUUUGUGCUCAGUACCGAUGCAGACUGUCUGUACGAGGCAUUUUCAGCAGUGUGUGCGGCUGAAAACACAAACAUGGACAUGUAGAACAUUUUGAGGAUGUAUGAGGUGGUUAAUACUCUGCGUUUCCGUCAUAAAUUGCAUAACUAUCAAGUGUUGGGAUUUAAACUCAUUUUAUUAUGUCAACAUGGCACUCAGGUUCGAAAAGGCCGGUCUAGAGAAGCAGUUUUUGUACUCUGAUCUGAGCAGUCCUGGUGGGACAUCCAACAACAUCCACUUUUUAAAAAUCGUUGUAUGAUUUUAAUCUUCUUAUUCAGUAUGAGUCUCAUUUGUGUCUGUUUUCCAAUCACAAUAAGCCCAGACAUGCUUCUUGGGGGGAGGAUGCGUCAUAAUCACUACCAUGGCUGAUGUUUUUGUGAGGAAAACAUGAUCUGCUGCGGUUUAAAAUUGUAAUUUUAAUAAAGAUAAUAGAAUGAAAUAACGGAAUUAUAAUGACGAACAUUUUUACUCACAGUAACCCAACAGGCAGCUUUUAAAGGAUAGCACGAUGCAUCCUGAGCUUCUCUCUAGAGGUGGAAAGAGUACUAAAAUAUUGUACUCAAGUAAAAGUACUAUUACAUUGAUGAUUUUUUACUCAAGUGCAAGUCAAAUUACUAGUCUAAAAUCUAAUCAAGUAAAAAGUAACUAAUGUAACAUGACUUUUUUAACAGAAGGAGGGACAUUAUUUUCCAACAGAAGUUGAUAGAUGAAUGAUACAGCAGACGACACACAGCUCACCAGCCAUGCAGCAUAUUAGCAGUUCAUGUGUGGAUGUAACCACUCUACACACCUAACACACUGCAACUGCUGUUGUCUAUUCAAAACAGCAUUAUUUCUGUUUAUCCUCAAUAAAUCGCUGUAUUUUAUAGCUUGUUGGACUAACUUGGUUCAGGUCAAUAGUGCCAACUAGGGUUGCCAACUUUCAGAACUGGAAAUAAACACCCUGGGCUGAACCGCGACCCAGAUCAAUCACACAGCAGCAGAAAAUCAUAACCACUUAUCUGCUUACCUGAUCUAUAUCCGUGUGUUGUUCCAUUAGGGAUAUAAUCCACUUUAUAUAAGACCAUCUUGUAUGUUUCCAGAAUAUAUAAAUCCAGACCCAACUGUUUUAUCCACCUAACUAAUGAAACCUAUUGUAGAUCAUUUAUUCUCUCGGCUUUCCCGGUAAAAAACUGAAAUUGGUGAUUCAUUCACUAAACUGUCAUUUAUACAACAACCAAUGAAGAAAGAGAUUAAAAUUCUGCCCAGAAUCUGAA
Trichomycterus rosablanca is the source of this 3547-nucleotide messenger RNA. It is a transcript of the gene ppp2r5a, whose product is annotated as protein phosphatase 2, regulatory subunit B', alpha isoform. Gene Ontology annotation, cellular component: cytosol; nucleus; protein phosphatase type 2A complex. Gene Ontology annotation, molecular function: protein phosphatase activator activity. The record is from RefSeq and is a predicted model, not a curated record. The transcript has 13 exons. Lineage: Eukaryota; Metazoa; Chordata; Actinopteri; Siluriformes; Trichomycteridae. Gene Ontology annotation, biological process: signal transduction; protein dephosphorylation. Bases 566 to 2074 code for a protein of 502 amino acids.